AUGGCUGACUUCUUGUUACCACCGGGUACUAACAGCUUCCACCGGUUCACGCCUGAAUCCUUGGCUGCUAUUGAGAAACGAAUUGCAGAGAAGCUUGCAAGGAAUGCGAAGCAGGAAUAUAGAGAGCAGCUGGGUGAAGAAGAAAAACCUCAACCUCAGUUUGAUUUGCAAGCUUGCAAGAAGUUACCCGAUAUCUAUGGGACUGUUCCUCCAGAGCUCAUCGGAGAACCAUUGGAGGACCUUGACCCAUUCUACAAUGAUCGUAAGACCUUUAUAGUACUGAACAAAGGGAAGACAAUCUUUCGAUUUAGUGCCACUCCUGCCUUGUAUAUACUUAGUCCUUUCCAUCCAAUCAGAAGAGCAGCAAUUAAAAUUUUGGUACAUUCAUUGUUCAGUAUGUUUAUCAUGUGCACUAUUUUAACUAAUUGUGUGUUCAUGGCACAAUCAGAGACUCCGUCAUGGAAUAAAUAUGUUGAGUACACUUUCACUGGCAUUUACACUUUUGAGUCAUUGAUAAAAAUAUUGGCAAGAGGAUUUUGCAUGACAGAAUUCACCUUCCUUCGAGAUCCAUGGAACUGGCUGGAUUUCAGUGUUAUUGUUAUGGCAUACAUAACUGAAUUUGUGGACCUGGGCAAUGUCUCAGCCUUACGAACGUUCAGAGUACUUCGGGCGCUGAAAACAAUCUCAGUCAUUUCAGGACUGAAGACCAUUGUAGGGGCACUUAUCCAGUCUGUUAAGAAACUUGCUGAUGUGAUGAUCCUGACCGUUUUCUGCUUGAGUGUCUUUGCCCUCAUAGGCCUCCAGCUCUUCAUGGGCAACUUGCGACACAAGUGUGUCAGGGACUACACCAAGUUUAACUCCACCAAUGGCACAUUGUACUUGGAUGGUAGGAUGUGGAACACCACAGAAGAAUUUCUUAGUGAUACAGUGAACUAUUUCAGAAAAAAUGGUACAGAAGAUGUGUUACUGUGCGGCAAUAGCACUGAUGCUGGCACGUGUCCUGAGGGAUACAUCUGUCUGAAGGCCGGGGAAAAUCCUGACCAUGGUUAUACAAGCUUUGAUACUUUUGGCUGGGCCUUUCUCUCUUUGUUUCGUCUUAUGACUCAAGAUUGUUGGGAACGUCUUUAUCAACAGACUCUCAGAUCUGCUGGGAAGAUCUACAUGCUUUUUUUUAUGUUAGUCAUCUUUCUGGGCUCAUUUUAUCUGGUCAACUUGAUUCUGGCUGUUGUGGCCAUGGCGUAUGAAGAGCAGAACCAAGCCACUAUUGCCGAAACGGAGGAGAAGGAAAGAAAGUUUCGGGAAGCCAUGGAGAUGUUAAAAAAGGAGCAGGAG
Messenger RNA from Antrostomus carolinensis (chuck-will's-widow), 1332 nucleotides. Its product is annotated as sodium channel protein type 5 subunit alpha. Gene Ontology annotation, cellular component: plasma membrane; voltage-gated sodium channel complex. Gene Ontology annotation, molecular function: voltage-gated sodium channel activity. The transcript has 9 exons. The annotation marks the transcript as partial. NCBI's taxonomy places the organism in Eukaryota, Metazoa, Chordata, Aves, Caprimulgiformes, Caprimulgidae. Gene Ontology annotation, biological process: membrane depolarization during action potential; neuronal action potential; sodium ion transmembrane transport. The record is from RefSeq and is a predicted model, not a curated record.